Messenger RNA from Amoebophrya sp. A25, 2932 nucleotides. Lineage: Eukaryota; Dinophyceae; Syndiniales; Amoebophryaceae. The record is from the annotation of a GenBank genome assembly.
AUUGGUACCGGGUACGUGCGUACGGAUUGCACACCAACCUGUGGAAACGGGGUCAAGGAACUGUUUGAGACGUGCGAUGUUGCCAACACGGUUGGUUGUGAUGCUCAGAACUGUACGACCGAUCCUGGUUACUACUGCGAUGCAACCGGUGUUUGCAAGCAGGCUGUCUGUGGAGACGGCAAUCGCGAUACUGAUAUUGGAGAAACCUGCGACGAUCGCAACACGGUUGACGGCGACGGCUGCUCCAGUACCUGCCAGGUCGAGCGAGGCUACACGUGCCGACGACACGCGCAAUUUGACGCGGACGCAUGCCGACUAUUCAAUGCCGCGCCGAGUGAGUUUUUCGUACGGGACUUUGACCUCGCAAAAAGGGCAGUGUACUAUUCACCGCGCGCCGUCGAAAAUGUCGAGUUAGGGGCAUUGACCAAGACUCAGUCAAAGGGGCUCUUCAACUCGGGCUAUUCCGCAUGCCGCACUGACUUCGAAGGGAACAAUGCCAUGCCGGACACUCCGUCCCUCCGCGCCGUCGUCAUUCCUAGGGGCUACCUAGCGGAAGACGACAGUUUCGAGGUGGCUUUGCCCAGGCCUUUCCAGUUUUUCGGCAAGACGUAUCAGUCCGUGUUCAUCGGUUCGAACGGCUAUCUUACUUUCCAGGCCCCCGAUACCUCGACGACAGCAUCGUUGCCCGCGCAUUUCGAUCAGCCACGCGUCAGCGGCAUGUUCGACGACCUCUCGCCCAAUCUGACGCCUGACAGCCAAGUGGCGUAUGAGGUGCGGGACUGCGAAGGUGCGAACCCGAUGUGCCGGCUCGUGAUCAGCUAUUUGCGCGUGCAUCGGCACGGCCUUAAAUCCUCCGCGGAGGUGCUGGCUCACAAUCUUGAGCUUGACAACACAUUUCAGAUGGCUCUCUACCUCGACACGGGUAUUGUGCGGCUGCUGUGGUGGCGCCUGAUGGACUUUCCACCUUCUUACCGCGGCUUCGUUGUUGGGUUGUCGGGAGGUCGCACUGCCUUGGGAGACAGGUUUCAGGGAACCUACAUGACGUCGCUUUUCGUCCGCCAAGGCUACCUCACCCUGCCCACCACGAGUGGCAAUGCGCUUGCUGCUGCUUUCCAAGACAGUUUUACGAUCGAAACGUACUAUCGCGUAGACCUCGAGGACCGCCUCGCGCAGGUCCUGCACCCCGUCGCGAUUUUCACCACAACGGUCACCGACACGGGAGCGGCCAACCACAUCAAUCUUUUCUUGGAGGCGGACAAUUCCUUGCGAUUCCGCGUUGCCGGAACGAGCAUGGCCCUUCCCGGCUUCGUGCACCUGCAGCAGUACCGACUACCGUUCAACACGUGGGUGCAUUUGGCGCUGACGGUAGAACGGAAAAGCGACAACUGUCGCCGCACUACUCCAAGUUGCACCUUCGUGUCCCUCUUCGUUGACGGUGAGCGCCAAGGCGACGCGGAGCUUGAUGAGCAGUGGCUGAGCACCACGGAAGUGCAGGAGGUUCUUGCGUCGUCGCUUGACUCCAGUGUGACCGGUAACGCCACUGUGAAUCAGACUAUAGUGACGUAUGGGAAGCACGACUUCAAUAACGGACAGAGCUUGCGUAUUGGUGGUGGCGACGCUGCCACGCCGCUCGAUUUUUACCAAGCCGCGUAUUUCUCGCAGUUCCGCGUCUACAAGCGUCUGCUGUCCGCAGCAGAGCUGGGGCAGUGCGCGUUUGGCGAAGGCGUGAGUCGUGACGAUCUUGUUCUUCACUUGAGUUUUGAUUCCGCUGUCAGCGAGUUGGUCACGGGGUUGCCCGUAACGCGGUUCGGCGAGAUGGAGUUCCUCUACGACGGUCCUGAGCGAUGCCAGCGUGUCGAGGACUUGACGGAUGAUCUCAGCGCGGCGCCGUUGUGCACAUUCGAGGCCACGUGUGGGAAUGGGAUCCUUGAGAGCAUGGAGGAGUGCGAUGACGGCAAUCUCGAUGACAGCGACGGCUGUGACCGGGAUUGCCGCAUUCGCACCGGAUUCGCGUGUACAAACCGGGCACUGCCGAACAACACGGUUGGCAACAGCACGUGCAACAUAGUGACAUGUGGAGACGGGAAACGUGAGGGCACGGAAGCCUGUGACGACGGGAACACGGCGGACUUGGACGGCUGUUCGCAGACCUGCGUGAUUGAGCCUGGCUAUGCGUGCGCAGGCGCGUAUGGCAUGCUGAGCAGCUGCGGUUCCGUGUGCGGCGAUGGCUACGUUGUUGCCAACGAGACAUGCGACGACGCCAAUGAAGUGAGCAAUGACGGAUGCGACGCAAACUGCCAGGUUGAGCCGGGCUUCAAGUGCCUCCUCACGGAACGUCCGACGAAGUGCCUACCGGUGUGCGGCGAUGGCGUGCGAUUCAGCUCAGAGGAGUGCGAUGACGCAAACACAGCAAAUAGCGACGGCUGCAGCGAGUUUUGUCGUAUCGAACUCGGGUGGCACUGCGACACCGGUGAAGCAAUGAGCACCCGGACAUUGAUCAACCGCCUGGGACCGGUGGCUGCAAACGGAAAGUAUCACACUUUCGAAACUGUGAUCAAGGACAAUGUUUUAUGACCACAGAAAAGCAGAGUCAAAGAAGAUCAUAACACAAAUAAGAAUAGCAAGAUGUUGACCUUGCAAUCACCCAGGGUUGCGGGAGCCAUGCUUGACCAGUUGUUGUAACUACUUAAGAAAAGUCUGCUGAUUAUUUGUGAAUGUGAUUAUCAAAUUUGGCAUAAUCUAUGUUAGUGUACUAGUUUCGUCUUCAUACAGUGCUCAACGCGUGAUGCCAGAGGGCUUCGACUUUGGCACCGGAGAUACGUGCAAGAUGACGGUUUGCGGCGAUGGUUUAAUCGAGGGCCAGGAAGAAUGCGACGACUUCAACGGCUUCAACUACGACGGUUGCAGUGCGGACUGUCGCAUUGAGCCUGAU